Triticum aestivum (bread wheat) is the source of this 1055-nucleotide messenger RNA. Its product is annotated as dehydration-responsive element-binding protein 1H. The record is from RefSeq and is a predicted model, not a curated record. Lineage: Eukaryota; Viridiplantae; Streptophyta; Magnoliopsida; Poales; Poaceae. The coding region runs from base 89 to 820 and encodes 243 amino acids. Gene Ontology annotation, molecular function: DNA-binding transcription factor activity; DNA binding. The transcript has a single exon. Gene Ontology annotation, biological process: regulation of DNA-templated transcription.
ACUCCUCAGCCUCAGUAAGCUCAAGCACCAAGCUCGACUGCUCAAGCAGGAAUCCACCAGUCAAUCACCGAGCACUCAGCCGGUAGCCAUGGACAUGGGCCUUGAGGUCUCGAGCUCCUCCCCGUCCUCCUCGUCGGUGUCGUCCUCGCCCGAGCACGCGGCGGGGCGGGCGUCGCUGGCCAAGCGCCCCGCGGGGCGCACCAAGUUCCGGGAGACGCGGCACCCGGUGUACCGCGGCGUGCGGCGCCGGGGCAACGCCGAACGUUGGGUCUGCGAGGUGCGCGUCCCCGGCAAGCGCGGCGCGAGGCUCUGGCUCGGGACGUACGACACGGCUGAGCUCGCAGCGCGCGCGAACGACGCCGCCAUGCUUGCCCUGGGCGGCCGCUCCGCCGCGUGCCUCAACUUCGCGGACUCCGCGUGGUUGCUCGCCGUGCCGUCCGCACUCUCCGACCUCGGCGACGUCCGGCGCGCGGCGGUCGAGGCCGUGGCGAACUUGCAGCGACGAAAGGCUGGCAACGGCUCCCUCACCGCCACCGUCACCGAAGAGGCCUCCUGUGACGCUCCUGAAGAAUCGUCGUCUGAGUCUGACAGUGCCGGUUCGUCGGAGACGUCGGAACCUUCAGCCGAUAGAGAGUUCGAGGUGCCGGUCGCAGUGGACACCGAUAUGUUCGGGCUUGACUUGUUCCCGGAAAUGGACCUGUGCUCGUACUACGCGAGCCUCGCGGAGGCACUGCUCGUGGACCCGCCGGCACGGGUGACCACCACCGACACGUACUGGGACAACGGCGACGGCGGAGCCGAUGUCGCGCUCUGGAGCUAGCUAGUGUCGAUAAUUCCCAGUUGGCAGCUGAUUCUGCUUUUGUUUUGACUCUAGGUAUUUUUCCCGUGUUACAAAGUUUUCCAUUUUUUUACGAAAAGGCUAUGUGCGUAGCUAAUAAAUUGAAGCUGCUCCUAAUUCAGCACUCAACUGUUAAACGAUUUUAGCCGUAUAAAAUCUUUUACCACCUGAGGGCAUGUACAAUGGUUGAUAAAAUAGUCUUAUCUUAAGUCUUGCA